GUGGUCAGUAUUCAGUAUUACCGCGCAUGUCACAUCGGACACACGUCCACACUUCCUCAAGUUUUUGUUUAUUUCCCGUCUAAGCUCGCGGGGUCAAUGACAUCCUUGUCAAAAUGUUAAGUUCCAAAGUUUACUUUGAUUUUAAUUUAAUGGGAAACAAAUGAUUGACAUUAAGUGUUUUUUUCAUGACAACGCUACAGAAAAACAUAACUCAGAAACUUAUAAUUUGAAAUAUCAUAAAAUUUUACGACUAUCAACAUGAGAGCUAAGAUUAUUUUAGUAUUAUUAUGCCUUACUCCGAUGAUUCUAUCAAAAGUUAGAAGAUAUUCAAGGUUGCAAACGGAUCCGUUAUCAAAGACGAGGUGUGAUUUAGUUUGCUACGAUGCAAGAAAGGAAGAUAAGGUUCAGUGUCGCUCAACAUGUCGAUCACAAGAGAGGAAGCCAGGCACGUGUCCGAGCACAGACCAUCCUCGUUGGGUGGCUUCCUGCAUAGAGGCGUGCAACAGUGACGCGCAGUGUGACGGCAUCGAGCGAUGCUGUAGACAUGGCUGCAGCUCUACUUGCAGCGAACCAAUUGAUCUCCUUACAUUAGCAGGACUCCCUGCUUUACCAACUCUGAAUGAAAUAAAAGAAAGACGUCGUUCGGUAAUCAUUCAAUGGACUGACGGUGUGGGUGACGCGGCGCGCACGGUGCCAGGCAGAGUCCUCUAUCUGCUGGAGGAACAACAUCACUUAGGACCCAAGUACGAGGAGGCAGGCCUCGGCGACUGGAACCUUCUAAUGAGAACUAAUAAGACCAAGGUAUCUCUUCGUAAUCAUUUAAAACCCGGUCGCUGGUACCGGUUCAGAGUGGCAGCAGUAAGUGCGUCUGGGACUCGAGGGUUUUCUGAACCAAGUUCUCCGUUUACCCCUCGGAAAGGACCAAGGCCGCCUCCUGCACCAAAGAAAUUGAAGGUGCAAAGGAUCAGUUCGGAAAACGGGAACGUGACGAUUAAAUUAGAAUGGAAGGAACCGAGAUCAGAUCUUCCCAUCAUGCGUUACAAGGUUUUCUGGAGUAGAAGAGUACGUGGACUGGGUAGAGAACUGGAUUCGGUUCUAGUCAAUCAUCAGAGUGUGCCAAAGGAACAAACAUACGUCAUAAUAAAAGAUUUACAACCAAAUUCAAUGUACUUUUUACAAGUACAAAGUAUAAGCCAGUACGGUCUUGGAAAGUUACGAAGUGAAAAGGCAGCCAUUUUCUAUAAUACAACAAAUGUAAAUGAUGAUAGACCACCAGAACCUCUGCGAAAAAACGAGAAAGAAAAGAAAAUAAAAAAUCUUAAAUUAAAUAAAAUUAUUUGGGUUGAUCAUAAACUUAAGGCGAAAAUCUCAUGGGAAUCGAAUUUAAAAAAUAAUGACAAAAGUAAAAGGUACUUUGUUCAUUGGAAGACAAUAAAAUGUCAAAACCCCCAUAAACAAAUUAAAGAUUUGUUAGCAAUUACUGAGGAGACUUCAUUUGACAUCUACGAGCUAGAUUACAACUGCAGUUACCUAGUAAGCAUUAACAAGACAAGAAAUGCUAAAAUCGAUGACGCCAAUAUAGUUAUAACCGUUCCCGAUUGUGAAUAUUUUAAGAGAAAAGUUAAUAGUACUGUCAUUCGAUGUAAUUCAUGAUAUGUAAAAUUCCGCCUAUAAUUUACUGCUUACCUUAGAAUAAGUCUUUAGAUGAAAAAUGUUUUUAAAUUAACUAUAAUUGUUAUCUUAGAGAAAGGGUAUGAAUAAGUUGACUCAUUUCUUAUAAUUUUUCAAUAAAGCUUAAGAAGAAAGCAAAAUAGUUCUACAAGAAUGUUUUCGAAGUUAGGUUAGGA
Papilio polytes (common Mormon) is the source of this 1847-nucleotide messenger RNA. It is a transcript of the gene Kal1, whose product is annotated as anosmin-1. The transcript has 10 exons. Gene Ontology annotation, biological process: neuron differentiation. Gene Ontology annotation, cellular component: extracellular region; cell surface. Gene Ontology annotation, molecular function: peptidase inhibitor activity; protein binding. NCBI's taxonomy places the organism in Eukaryota, Metazoa, Arthropoda, Insecta, Lepidoptera, Papilionidae. The record is from RefSeq and is a predicted model, not a curated record. Bases 259 to 1653 code for a protein of 464 amino acids.